Molecule: messenger RNA, 270 nt
Organism: Linum tenue
Lineage: Eukaryota; Viridiplantae; Streptophyta; Magnoliopsida; Malpighiales; Linaceae
Source: the annotation of a GenBank genome assembly
AUGCCCAACGGGAGCCUGGACGAAUCGUUGCAUCUGAAAUCGAAGAGGAAGAAGCAGUUGAAUUUGCUUGAGAGAUUGAAUGUGGCAAUUGAUGUGGCGAGGGCGUUGGAGUAUCUUCAUCACGGCCUAAACACUCCAAUAGUUCAUUGUGAUUUGAAGCCGAGCAACUUUCUUCUCAAUCAUGAAAUGACAGGGGUGGUUGGGGAUUUCGGGCUUGCCAAACUUUUCCCCGAAGCCAAAGCCAUAGUUAUCAGUCGUAGCCUGUCCUGA